CAGCGCUGGCGGGGGAAGACAGUAGCGCUGGCAGCAUCAGAGCCCCAGCAGUGCGCUCCGUCAAACCGUUUGUUGCCGGGAGAUCAGCGCUUCGCAAUAAAACACAGACUUAACCGAAGGAGUACAUUCCUCCUGUGGAUCUAAACUUAUAAUAAUAGUGAUGGCAGUUACUCAGGCUGGAUGUGACUUGACAUACUGCAGGAUGAGGGGCAUCGUGUCCGUUCUUACCGCUUUUAUUAAAGAAAGGAAGAUGGGCUUAAACGACUUCAUCCAGAAGCUUGUUUCCAACCCUCCCAUCUGUCAACAUGCCGAGGUUGGUUCGUUCUUAAAAAUCGAUGAGAACCAGAACGAGGAGCUGGAGGAGGGUCACCUGUGCUUGACCAACCCCAGGAGCUCUUUGGCUGAGGAGACUCAGAUCAAACCUUCAGAUUUUGACUACUUAAAGAUCAUUGGCAAGGGGAGCUUUGGAAAGGUUCUGCUCGCAAGGCACAAGGAAAAUGAGCAAUACUAUGCUGUGAAAGUACUGCAGAAGAAAAUCAUUCUGAAAAAGAAAGAGCAAAAGCAUAUCAUGGCAGAAAGGAAUGUAUUAAUGAAAAAUAUCAAGCAUCCGUUCCUGGUGGGGCUGCACUUCUCUUUCCAAACCACAGAUAAACUGUAUUUUGUGCUAGACUACGUCAAUGGAGGCGAGCUGUUCUACCACCUCCAGCGUGAGCGGGUGUUUCUGGAGCCCAGGGCGAGGUUUUACGCUGCUGAAAUCGCUAGUGCACUCGGUUACCUCCAUGCACUGCACAUAGUUUACAGAGACUUAAAGCCAGAGAACAUCCUCCUGGACUCUCAGGGCCACAUUGUGUUGACAGAUUUUGGUCUAUGCAAAGAAGGACUGGAACCCAACGCCACAACCACAACGUUCUGUGGAACUCCUGAGUACUUGGCUCCCGAGGUGCUUCAGAAACAGGCAUAUGAUCGUACAGUGGACUGGUGGUGCCUGGGAUCAGUGCUGUUUGAGAUGCUGUAUGGACUGCCUCCAUUCUACAGUCGCAACACAGCCGAGAUGUACAGCAACAUCCUUCACAAGCCUCUAGUCCUGAAGCCCAACGUGUCCAACGCUGGCCGAGAGCUGCUGGAGGGUCUGCUGCACAAGGACCGUACCAAGAGACUGGGCUCCAAAGAUGAUUUUCCGGAAAUAAAGUUCCAUAGCUUUUUCUCACCCAUCAACUGGGACGACCUCAUGGCCAAAAAGAUCAUGCCUCCUUUCAUUCCUACAGUGACUGGUCCCACUGACCUCCGGCACUUUGACCCAGAGUUCACACACUUACCCGUGUCGACCUCCCUGUGCAACACCGAUCACCUGCACGUGACCAGCAGCGUACGGGAGGCUGCCGGUGCGUUCCCAGGCUUUUCUUACGGUCCCCCGGCUGACCAUGCCUUCCAGUAAAGGCUUCCAUGACCCUCCAGAACAUCCAUUCCAGCAUCACUAGACGCAUCCAGAAGAAAGACCACAGUGUGGGACACUUAGCUCUUCUGGUGUAUUUGCAUGCACGACCUCUCAGCACAAGGGACACUCGUGCAUUACCAGAAGGAAUGUGGGACAUUGUAGGACACAAACUACAGUAAUAACAACUUCCAGAAAAGAUGCAAUGUAUGCCAAUGGAUGCAGAGAGGACACAAGCUCAUACAGAUAGAGAGCUUAGAAGUGCCUAAGAGUUUAACUGAUGAUCUGUGGAAAAAAAACAGGCAUUUGUACAACAGACUAUUGCUUGCCAGAGACCGUGGCACCAGCUACUAGGCGAAACGCCUUUUGUGAUCUUUCACAUUUGAUCAAAAUGUCUAUGGAUGAUGUUUUUUUAAAUUGCAUUUUUCAUGCAUCAUUGCACAGUGGAGGUAAAGGAUCAAGAAAAGUACAAAAUACAACCCCCACCAGUACAAGAGGAUCCACAGGCUGUCCGAAUCAAAUAUAUAUAUUUUUUUUUACUGAAUACAUCCAUCUUCUUCCUUUUGACAAUUGUUAAUUUAAUAACUGCAUUAUUUGUCAUACUGCAUUAUAUUAGUGUGGUUUAGCUUAACUCUUCAGUCCUACCUAAAACUUCCUAAGCUACAUUUAGGUUUAUAUUAGAAGGAAAAUUAGCUAAACAAGGCUUUUAGCUGUGAUUACGUUAUUUGUCUGAAUGACUAGAAUGCAUCCUGUGUUCCUCCUAAAGUCAAUAUUUUGUCUUACAAGUACUUUCUUACCCUUUUUUUCUCCAAUGCCAGCACUUUUACACAAAUGCCAGACACUGUGUUUCCUGGAAAGACAAUUUUAGUAGUCGCACAUCGCAUUCUGUUGCGUUUAGUGAGAUGGAUGGAUGUUGUAUAUGUCUGUGUAUCUGAUGUGAUUGCUGUCCUUUGCAAACACAGCAUGUGGAUUAGAUUGUAUUGAAACCUUUGCAUCAUGUACAGAAGUUAUGUGGGAUUUUUGUUGUUGUUCAAAUUGUGCCUGUACAGCUAAUUUAUGUACAUUGUGAUACAUUUCCAUGUGUGUCUAUCAUUCCUGUCUGUAUCGCUCUGGGUUGGACAGGGACAUGGAAUGCUGUGCAAUAGAAAUGGUGACUUGAUAGCGACAUGAACAAUUUGUCAUGGGACGACUGAGUGGUAUCGGCUUAAUGAAGGAGAGGGGUUUGGAUGCCCUCAUGAAACGCAUCCCGGUUUUAAUUGUAAUAUACUGCAUAUCAUUGGACCAAUAAUGCGCUAUACAUUGUUCUUUAGAUAACUGCAAACAUGGCAAUAUGCAUAAAGUUUAUUUUCUUCCAUUUUUGGAAGUUAUUCAUAUAUUGUUUUAUAUUUUUCCAUGUAUAUUUAUUUACAUGUUGCAAAUUGUACCUCGAAUGAUCAGAGUAUUAAAUUCUUAGAACAAUGAAAUAUUGAGAAUGAUGUAUAUGAAUGCAAAAUAAACGUAAAAAUGACA
Carassius gibelio (silver crucian carp) is the source of this 2941-nucleotide messenger RNA. RefSeq names its product STKc_SGK domain-containing protein. Gene Ontology annotation, molecular function: protein serine/threonine kinase activity; ATP binding; phosphatidylinositol binding. NCBI's taxonomy places the organism in Eukaryota, Metazoa, Chordata, Actinopteri, Cypriniformes, Cyprinidae. The transcript is spliced from 12 exons. The record is from RefSeq and is a predicted model, not a curated record. Bases 161 to 1435 code for a protein of 424 amino acids. Gene Ontology annotation, biological process: protein phosphorylation.